Suillus clintonianus is the source of this 1636-nucleotide messenger RNA. RefSeq lists its product as uncharacterized. The transcript is spliced from 5 exons. Gene Ontology annotation, cellular component: cytoplasm. The record is from RefSeq and is a predicted model, not a curated record. The coding region runs from base 154 to 1440 and encodes 428 amino acids. NCBI's taxonomy places the organism in Eukaryota, Fungi, Basidiomycota, Agaricomycetes, Boletales, Suillaceae. Gene Ontology annotation, molecular function: ubiquitin protein ligase activity; zinc ion binding.
GCCACCACGUGACAAGUUCGAAAUUCGCCUUGGACCUUCUCCGAGUCUGCAACCAUCUCCUACCUGAGUAAUCUCCUGCCUGAGUGAGUAGUACUUACCAGGUCCUACAAGUGCCAUACCAACCCACUUUAUGAACGUUCACCAAGUCUGAAAAUGACUUCUUUGGGUUCUCUAACGGAGUUUGUUGCCUCUCAGGAUGAACUUCUUCGAGAAGCAGCUCUGACUCUUCCGCACGAAUUCUCUCGCUGCACGUACUCCCUAGGUCCAAUCAGGCAAGCCGUAUAUCUUUGCCUCACUUGCCAGUUACCGCGCGGCCUCUGUUCUUCUUGCUCCAUCGCGUGCCACACGGAUCACGAGCAAAUAGAAUUAUUCCCCAAGCGCAAUUUCCGAUGUGAUUGCCCAACAACCGCUAUCCCACACGGGUGCACUUUGCAUCGCAGCCCAGAGGACGAAAACAAGGAAAAUUCAUACGACCAGAAUUUUAGGAGUAUUUUUUGUCGGUGUGGCAGACCAUACGAUCCGAAAUGCGAGAGGGAAACAAUGAUCCAGUGUCUCGCAUGCGAGGACUGGUUCCACGAGUCGUGUCUACACCUGCGGACACGACCAUCGUCGCGUGAAGCGUCUCCUGUUCCUGAAAAUGCAGUCACAAACCACGAUAAUGAUCCCGAUGACAACCAGUCUGAAGCCUCCUCUUCAGGGCUACCUCCGCCGCUCAUAUCUGCUGAGGACUACGAUGCAUUCGUCUGUUCCUCGUGCGUACGUUCGAUUGAUACCCUUCGCCGGUAUGCUGGUACCCAAGGUGUCAUAAUGGUGGUUCGCGAUGCAGAAGAUAGUCCAUGGAAGAAACUAGGCGGUAACCCUUCAGGCGCUGAUGCGCCGACAAACACGGAAGAUGAAUUGCUAGAUAUAGAUGAUUCAUUGGCAGCCCCUGGGCAAAAACGUAGCCGGUCGCAUUCUAUCCACUCCCAGGAACCGGAGCGGAAAAAACAACACAUUUCGCUAGAGCCAUCCUCGCCUUGUCUUGCCCCCGCACCAAAUCCGACUGCCCAAGCAAUAUUCCAAGGCUCACAGCAACAGUCAGACACAAAAAUAACUCUGACGGAGGGUGACGUUUUUUUAACUGAGGGUUGGCGCGAACGGUGGUGUCGAUGCAGUCGUUGUUUUCCAUCUCUCAGCAACCGUCCGUAUCUCCUUGAGGAAGAAGAAACUUACGAGCCUCCGGAAGAUCCUGAUUCGGCUCUUUCAUUGGAGGAACUUGGUAUGCGUGCAUUGGAACGCCUUCCUCGUGAUAGAGCGAUUGAUGGGAUUCGAGCGUUCAAUGAUAUGCGGGAUGACCUGCUCGCGUAUCUCCGGCCGUUUGCUCAAGAAGGCAGAACAGUUGGCGAAGCUGACGUCAGGCAGUUCUUUGACACAUUGCACGAAAGCAAGCACGGUUCUUGAUCGUGCCACCCAUAGCAUUUCGUGUUUCAUCAGGUAUUAUUUCUGUUGUUCACGUACUCACUUGUAACAGUUUUUGUAUUACGCCUGAGGUUGUCUGGCCGAGUCCUUGCUCCCUAGUAUUGAACACGGGAUUUACCUUGAGCUUCGAUAUCACCUUUGUUGAAAACGGCACAAAGCCGCUUUCGAUGUCCACCGG